This is a messenger RNA of Priceomyces carsonii, 1692 nucleotides long. RefSeq lists its product as uncharacterized. The record is from RefSeq and is a predicted model, not a curated record. Gene Ontology annotation, cellular component: cytoplasmic dynein complex. Gene Ontology annotation, molecular function: dynein light chain binding; dynein heavy chain binding. Lineage: Eukaryota; Fungi; Ascomycota; Pichiomycetes; Serinales; Debaryomycetaceae. Gene Ontology annotation, biological process: transport along microtubule. The transcript has a single exon. Bases 1 to 1692 code for a protein of 563 amino acids.
AUGGAGCCACGAGAUAGACAAUUGCUUCUUGAGCAAAAGCGUCAAAGACUCAAAGAACUUAAACAGAAGAGAUUAUUGAAGUCCAGUGAACAUGAAGUGAAUGUAGACGAAUUGAGAGAUCAGCUUCAAAUACCAGUGAGUGAAACAAAAACGGUUAGUGUAGCGAUACAAGUUGACAAUGUCUCCGAAAAUAACAAGAUAAAUAUUCCUGAUAACUUAGAGAAAGAGAAGGAAACUUUUGAUAAAGGUAUUCAGGUCAGGUGCGAAGACGACGAAGAGACAUCGAGUACUACCGACAGUGAUGUGAAUGAAAAAGGUUAUGAAGUACCAGACAGGGAAUCUAAAGAAUCUGAAGAAACGGCGUUAAAAGAAAUUGAUGUGCCUUUGUUAGAUGCACUGAUUAAAGAUUGUAUCAAGCUACUUAAUAAGGUCGUCAUAGAGGAUGCAAUUGACACCAAUGGGGUAAUAGAUUAUAAUAAAGCGUUGGACGGAUCUAAUGCAAACAAAAGCGAAAAAUCCAGUAUUUCAUUUGAUCAAAUAUAUAGCAUAGCAGGAGAGAAAGGAAGAUCCGUUACUGCAAUAGACGUAUCCCCUCAUUUUGAAGAGCUUGUUAUAAUUGCAUAUUCUGAAUCGAUACAUGAAUGUGACUCAGAGGGAUAUGCUAUAGUUUAUAGCCUCAAAGGCUCCAACAGCUUUCCAGAAUAUUUUCUUCAAUGUACUUCUCAAAUCAACCAAAUCAAAUUUGAUAAAGUAAACUCGAAUAAGAUUAUUGGAGGAUUAGACGACGGUACAAUAGUCAUAUGGGACUUACUAUCUUCAGAUUCUUCUACUGUGGCAAGAUUGCCGACGUUGAGCACGCCUAUAUUAGGCACUUUUCAUACACUGGCGAUUUCUUCCAUUAACCAGUUUUUAAACGAUGGAAGUAUUGUUAUAGUUUCAACUUCUUAUGAUGGAUCUGUGAAUGCGUGGUCAACGAAUUUCUUGGAGGCUCCCAAGUUCAAAACAAUAAGAUUAUAUUCAUCAGAUGAAUUUCUGCAAUUUCCAGGCUUAGAAGACAAUCUAAUCGUUCUGGAUUCACUUUUACUUGACAGCGAGACGACGACUACAUUAGCAUCUUUAGAAGAGAAGGUCUUGAAUACUCUUAUUAUUGGAGUAGAAGAAGGCAAGCUAUACCGAUUCAAUAAUGAUUUAAAAGCAACUACAUAUAUUAUUCAGGACUCUCCGAAUGAACUUCAAUCGUCAAUUUUAACUUCCAUGGAUCGUAUAGGCAAAAAGUUCAUUAUCUCUUCUCAUUUGGAUUGGAAUUUACGAAUUUGGGAUAUGAAGAGGAGCAAGCCAUUAAUAAACAUUCCAACAACCAGUGUGAUAUCAAGUAUUGCUGUACGUCCCAAUCACCCUUUUCAGUUCAUCACAGUUGGAAUGUCAGAUAUUCCGGUGAUCAACUUCUGGGAUAUCGAAUGCAAAGUGUGGAAUCCUAUUUUCAAUAUUCCAACUACUAAAGAAGUGCCAACGUCUGCCAUUUUCACGCAUAGCGGCAAUCAAUUGGUAAUAGGAUUUAAAGAUGGAUCCGUUUCUGCCUGGACAAUAGACUCGAAGUCACUAGAAAACUCAAUUAGAAUGUCAGAAAAUAAAGAUCUCGAUUCUGGAUUCCAAUACAUUUUGCAGUCUUACGAUGAAUCGCUGGACGAAUAA